Messenger RNA from Centruroides sculpturatus (bark scorpion), 2869 nucleotides. RefSeq lists its product as uncharacterized. NCBI's taxonomy places the organism in Eukaryota, Metazoa, Arthropoda, Arachnida, Scorpiones, Buthidae. The record is from RefSeq and is a predicted model, not a curated record. Bases 331 to 1449 code for a protein of 372 amino acids. Gene Ontology annotation, molecular function: zinc ion binding; nucleic acid binding. The transcript has a single exon.
UUGAGUCAAUCGGCUGGUCGUUGAGUCCUUCUUGACCUCGGCUUGGAGUCAACCGAUCGAUGCAGACCGGGCGGACAUGUCAUACAAGAUGUGCUCUUCUUGACUGCAUUGUGAGGGUAUAGCUCUUGGGAAACCCUGGUGCGACAGUCUAUGGAAAUCUCCCCUGUGACGGCAUCCCCUUGUUGGGCCCCGUGGUGGGUGGGGUCACUAGGAGCUGAAUACUUAUUUUUAAAUAUGGAUUCAUUAAAACUAAAAAAAUCAUGUACCAAUACACCACCACCAAAGGAGGACAGUUCCUCCAAUUAACCAGCCUAUCUCAUCGUGCAUGCUAUGGGAGAAACAACUCUUUCUAAAUGUUCCCCCUUUUUGAUUCAGAAACUUUUUGAAUCUACCAUUGGGCGUCUUAAAAAAAUCCAAAAGUUGAGAUCAGGAGACCUGCUCGUUGAGGCAGCCUCCCCUCAACAGUCUGAAAAGCUUAUGAAGACAAAAUCUCUAGGAGACAUACAAGUCACCAUCACACCACACACAAGUUUGAACUCAUCACGUGGUGUGAUAUCUGAAAUCGAUUUGAUGUCUGAGGACGAAUUCGAUAUUCAGAUCGGCCUCUCAGACCAAGGUGUCACUGCUGUCCGACGAAUUUCAAUCCGUCGAGAUGGCAAGUUGAUACCAACGAAACACCUUAUCCUCACCUUUGGAAAACCGUCAUUGCCAUCUUUUGUUACAGCAGGCUAUUUGCGCUGCUCAGUUCGCCCAUAUAUUCCAAACCCACUGCGUUGCUUUAAAUGCCAGCGGUUUGGACACUCACAAACAUCCUGCCGAGGUAAAAGCUUAUAUGCACAGUGUGAAGAUGAAGGCCACCAGAGUACUGAGUGUACCAGUACUCCAUGCUGUGUUAACUGCAACGAUGCCCAUCCUGCCUACUCUCGGAAAUGCUCUGCAUGGCAGAGAGAGAAAGAGAUUCAGCGGGUGAAAACGGUAAAUAACGUAUCCUAUCCAGAGGCUCGACGCAUGGUCACCUUAAGCGCUCCUUUGAAACAGAAGAGUUUUGCGGCUGCAUUGAAGUCUACAAAGACAGUUGGGGUUCAAACAGAUAUUUCUGUUUCCCCAAAGGAAUCUCUUACUCGCCAUGCGAAAUGUUUAAUACUCCCAUCACAAGAAACACCAGCAAAGGAGAGUACAAAAGCAAAAACACCCCUACCUAAACCAGGAGUAAUAAUGAGAAACUUGGGCUCCAAAAAAGCAAGCAAGAACCCGCUAAACAAACAGAAAGUUAAAGCUGCUCUCUCUAAAUCUAAAAAAUCAGAGGCACAAUCUAUGAGUGAGUUCUCUGACUUCUCUGAAGAAGAGACUUACAAGGAGGUUACAAAAUCAAUGUCACCCCCAAAAGAGAAACCCCCUAUUAAAUUAAAGAGGGAUACCCUCGCAAAGAAUGCUGCCUCAAACACAUAAUGGAUUAUAAAAUAAUUCAAUGGAACUGUCGUGGUUUCCGCAACAACUUCUCUGACAUUAAACACUUUACGUCAUCUACCUCAUCUCUCUGUGUGGCACUCCAGGAGACUCAUUUGAAAUCUGGAGAAAGCAUUACUUUAAAAGGAUUCAAUCUCUUCCGGAAGGAUGAUGAUAGCCACAACCGUGCCAGUGGAGGUGUGGCUAUUGUAGUUUCUAAUCACAUCCCAUCCUUGCCGGUACAAAUAACAUCUGAUUUGCAAGCUGUGGCAGUCAGAAUUUCUAUUGGAGUAACUGUCACACUUUGUUCUAUAUACUUGCCACCAGAUGUCAGAGUCAAUGAAGAUGAAUUGGAUGCUUUGGUUGAACAGCUGCCUACUCCAUUCGUUUUACUGGGUGAUUUUAAUGGCCAUAACCCAAUGUGCGGCAGUCCGGACAUCAACCUGCGAGGCAGAGCCAUUGAAAGAUUAAUAGGCAAUCAGCAACUAUAUUUAUUUAAUACAGGAGAAGUGACAUACUUCUAUGCCCCAACAAGAACAUUCACUGCUAUUGAUCUAUCCUUAGCAAGCCCAAACCUGUUUUCAGCAUUUACAUGGGAGGUUGGAUCUAAUCCACUCUCUAGUGACCACUUCCAUAUAUUUCUAAAAUACCGAGGCAGAGAAAGCUGUCAAACAGCCCGUCCACCACGCUGGAAACUGGAAACGGCAGAUUGGCCUGCAUUUUUCGUUUUGGCUAACAUCACUGAGGAAAUGGACAAUACUGCAGAUAUCAAUGAUGCAGUUGAGGUUGUCACUUCCAGUAUCAUUCAGGCAGCAGAAAAAACAAUGGGGAAGACAUCAACUAGAUAUCCAAAACAUCCUAAACCAUGGUGGAACCAGAAUUGUGAGGCAGCAUUUAAAGCACAAUAAGAAAGCAUGGGGUAUUUUCAGAAGAUAUUCCACUGCGAGAAAUUUGGUUGCUUUUAAAAAAGCAAAGGCAAAUGCCAGAAGAAUCAGAAGGCAAAGCCAAAGGGAUUCUUGGAGGAAGUAUGUCUCUAGUAUAACAUCUUCCACUAGCUCAAAAGCAGUCUGGGAUAAAAUCCAUAAAAUUAAUGGGAAAUAUGCUUCUCACUCUGUGUCCAUGCUGGAAAAUAAUGGCACAAUAAUCAGCGAUAUACAGGGUAUUGUUGAUACGUUGGGUGAAACAUUUUCUGCUUUAUCCAGCAAUAUUAUGUAUUUAAGAAACUUUCAGGCUUAUAAAGCCCAAAGUGAAAAAGAAAAUAUAAUUUUCUAUUUUUCAUCCAAUGAGGAAUAUAAUGUGCCAUUCACUAGAAUUGAAUUACAUACAGCAGUCUCUCGCUCGGGGAAUAGUGCUGUAGGUCCAGAUAAAAUCCACUACAGCAUGAUUAAAACUGUCAAACAAUUCCCUUUCUAAUGUCCUGUGU